Lampris incognitus (smalleye Pacific opah) is the source of this 2292-nucleotide messenger RNA. It is a transcript of the gene wars1, whose product is annotated as tryptophan--tRNA ligase, cytoplasmic. NCBI's taxonomy places the organism in Eukaryota, Metazoa, Chordata, Actinopteri, Lampriformes, Lampridae. Gene Ontology annotation, molecular function: tryptophan-tRNA ligase activity; ATP binding. The transcript has 11 exons. The coding region runs from base 266 to 1687 and encodes 473 amino acids. Gene Ontology annotation, cellular component: cytoplasm. Gene Ontology annotation, biological process: tryptophanyl-tRNA aminoacylation. The record is from RefSeq and is a predicted model, not a curated record.
UUCAUAAUGUGCUUCUUUCUAAAACCACAAGGAGAGACCUUCCACCUAAAACCAAACAUGACUUUUAAAUAAAGUUAUAAAAACGGGGACUGUGUACUACUGAGUCCAAAACGGAACAGAAGAUAAAGCUGGCUUUCCCUGGGAAUAAUUUGAACCGAACACAUGCUCGCACAGGCUGAUGCAAGUUGAAUGAGUGAUCUGUCAACUGAGUGAAGAAUAUUGUACGUCCCUUCUUUCUCGUUAUGUUUUGUCCAGUGUGAGGAAGAUGACAGAAUGUCAAGCAGACGGGGUAGAGAGUCCCAUGGUGCUUUAUGAGAAGCUGACAACACAAGGUGACAAAGUCCGGACCUUGAAAACAGCUAAAGCUGACAAAACAGAAAUUGAUGCUGCUAUUCAGUUGUUACUUAGAUUAAAAGUAGACUACAAACAGAUGACAGGUAAGGACUACAAAGCAGGAUGUCCACCUUCAGAAAAUGAUUUUGUCCAUGACAAUGGACCAGCAGCAAACACUGCUGAUGAGGACACAGUUAACCCUUGGAAUGUUUCCACCACCAGCGCUAAGGGAGUGGACUAUGACAAACUUAUAGUGAGAUUUGGAAGCAACAAGAUUGACAAGGAACUGGUGGACAGAAUAGAGUGUGUCUCAGGACAGAAACCACACCACUUCCUACGAAGAGGAAUCUUCUUCUCACACAGAGAUAUGCACCAGGUUCUGGAUGCGUAUGAGAAGCAAAAGUCAUUCUACCUUUACACUGGCAGAGGGCCGUCCUCAGAGGCCAUGCAUGUUGGACACCUUAUUCCUUUCAUCUUCACCAAGUGGCUGCAGGAUGUGUUUGACAUCCCUCUGGUGAUCCAAAUGACAGAUGAUGAGAAGUAUCUGUGGAAGGACCUAACUCUAGAAGAUUGUCACCGCUUUGCUGUUGAGAAUGCCAAAGACAUUAUUGCCUGUGGUUUUGAUGUCAACAAGACCUUCAUCUUCUCCGACCUUGAUUACAUGGGGUCAUCUCUGGAAUUCUAUAGGAAUGUUGUAAAGAUCCAGAAGCAUGUGACUUUCAAUCAAGUCAAAGGCAUUUUUGGCUUCACUGACAGCGAUUGCAUUGGAAAAAUCAGCUUCCCUGCCAUCCAGGCUGCCCCGUCCUUUAGUAGCUCUUUCCCACAGAUCUUCAGAGGCAGGAAGGAUGUCCAGUGUCUCAUCCCCUGCGCUAUAGACCAGGACCCCUACUUCAGGAUGACCCGUGAUGUGGCUCCUAGGAUCGGUCACCUCAAGCCGGCCCUGCUGCACUCUACCUUCUUUCCUGCCCUGCAGGGGGCUCAGACCAAGAUGAGUGCCAGUGAGCCCAACUCUUCUAUCUUCCUCACAGACACGCCCAAGCAAGUUAAAAACAAGGUAAAUAAGUAUGCCUUCUCGGGUGGAAAAGACACUGUGGAAGAACACAGGAAGUAUGGUGGUAACCCAGACGUAGAUGUUUCCUUCAUGUACCUGACCUUCUUCCUGGAAGACGAUGAAAAGCUGGAGAAGAUCAGACAGGACUAUGCCAGUGGAAAUCUGCUAACAGGCGAGCUGAAGAAGAUUUUGAUUGAGACUCUGCAGCCAAUGAUUGCUGAGCACCAAGAGAAACGCAAAAAAGUAACAGAUGAGACAGUCAAACAGUUUAUGACCCCCAGGCCUUUAAAGUUCAAUUUCUAGCCCAUCAACGCAUUUGAGCUGUCAAAAUUAAUCACAUUCGUAAAAUCAAUGCAAAUACUGUAUCAAUACUAAUCCAGCUUGUUUCCCCAUCCAGAAUUAUUGAUGUUUGAAUUUGGUAUGGAUGCAAUCUCCCCCCAGGAAUACAGCUUGCACUAGGACUUCAGGAAAAUGUAAAUGUUAAUAACGUCAUGUGCACCUCUGUGUAAAAACUAAGCCUGGCAUUGUACACACAUACAUGCAACAUGUUGCCAGAAACAUUCAUUUGACAAUGUGUCAAAUUGAACCUAAUGCAUAUGUUUGUAUCUAUGAAGUGUUGGUAAGUGAAUGACUGCUUCCAGAAUACAUGUGAACCCCAUUGGGCCCCAAAAUUGCCUCAGAGUUUAAUAAAUUAAGAUUCAUUGUGAAGGAAAUGUCUAAAUUCUUGAGAGAGAGAGAGCCCUCUUUUGCAUUUCCUGAGGUUUCUUCCUAUUUUUUCUCCCUGUUAAAGGGUUUUUUAGGGAGUUGUUCCUUAUCCGAUGUGAGGGUCUAAAGACAGAAUGGUGUGUUGCUGUAAAGCCCCUUGAGGCAAAUUUGUGAUAUUGGGCUAUACAAAUAAAACUGACAUG